AUGAGCCAAAUCGAGGAAAACAUUCGCUAUGGCGGAGCCGCCAAUGAGGCCGAAGGAGAGGAUGCUCAACGCAAGGCUCAGGAGAGAGAAGCCAAGAAGGCUGAGGUCCGAAAGCGUCUUGAGGAGGCUGGACAGAAAAAGCAAAAGAAGGGAUUCUUGACUCCAGAGAGAAAGAAGAAGCUUAGAAAGCUUCUCAUGAUCAAGGCUGCUGAGGAUCUCAAGAGACAACAAUUGCUCAAGGAGCAAGAAAGAGUCAAGAUUCUUGCCGAGAGAACCAUUGCUCUCCCAAAUGUUGACAGCAUCGAUGAUAAGGCCAAACUCGAAGCCAUCUACAACGACAUGUUCAGUCGUCUCUGCUCUUUGGAGGAAGAGAGAUAUGACAUCAACUACGUGACAACUGAAACCGAGACUUCUAUCAACCAGCUCAACAUUGAAGUCAACGAUCUUCGCGGAAAAUUCGUCAAGCCAAUGUUGAAGAAGGUUUCCAAGUAUGACAACAAAUUUAAGAAGAUGGCUGAGGAGGCAGACAAGAAGGAUGACAACACCAAGGUCUUGAGAAACAACUUGAAGACUGUUAAAAAGGAGAGCGUCUUCACUCAACUUUCUAACCUGAAGAAAUCCGAGAAGCCAGAAUGGUCGAAGAAGAACAAGGAAGAGAAGAAAGAAGAAGUUGCUCCAGAACCAGUCGCUGAGCCAGUAGAGGUAGAGGAAGCGGAGGCUUCUGAGGAGGAAGAUGAGGCUGAUGAGGAAUAA
Caenorhabditis remanei is the source of this 753-nucleotide messenger RNA. RefSeq lists its product as uncharacterized. The coding region runs from base 1 to 753 and encodes 250 amino acids. Lineage: Eukaryota; Metazoa; Nematoda; Chromadorea; Rhabditida; Rhabditidae. Gene Ontology annotation, cellular component: troponin complex. The transcript has 6 exons. Gene Ontology annotation, biological process: muscle contraction. The record is from RefSeq and is a predicted model, not a curated record.